AUGUCAUCUCUGCGAUUAACUCAGCAACAACGCGACCAUUUGAGCCUCCUCCAGCGACCCGCUAGCGAUGUAGUGGAGCUGUGCAAAUCCGCCUUCGAUUACCUGAUAAAUGGGCCCAAUCCCGAUCGCUACGAGGCGCUGGCCAAGAAGUACUCGGAUUCCCAGGGACCAGAGGCCGUUCAGCAGGCGGUGGAGGCACUGAUAUCGCUGCUGAUCAGCGUAACCACACGGGUAGGAAGUAGUACGGUCAACAUGCAGGCCACUCUGCGCCAGACAUUCCCCGAUCUCGGUGAGGAGGUGCUCGAGAUCCUCGAGCAGUUUGUCACCAGCAAGCGAAACUUUGUGGAGGGCUCCAUCAAGUCGGCCAACAUACGUGCCCAUCGACUGGUCAACCUGGACUGGCGACUGGAGGUGCGCACCGCAUCCAGGAGUCUCCUGGAGCAGUGCCAAGUGGUGGUCACCAUGAAGCUGUACCUGCACACCGAGCCGAAGAACGAGAACCGCGAACUUUUAACGAUAGAUGCGUCCGGACGCAGCGAACAGGAGCUGCAGGCCAUGCAGGAGGACGAGCGACUGCAUCGCAAGGAUUUGCUGGUGCAGACCGAUGUCAGCAGCCUGGUGCACAUGAUCAAAACGCUGGAGGAUGCCCUGGCGGAGUCCAAGACGCGACGCAUUCGCAACAUAGUCGAUGGCAUUCACUGAUACGAUACACUUGUUAACGCUAUUUUAAUCAGGACCAAUUUAUUAAAACUAAAACUAACUAGAGAAUGGA
Molecule: messenger RNA, 772 nt
Organism: Drosophila takahashii
Lineage: Eukaryota; Metazoa; Arthropoda; Insecta; Diptera; Drosophilidae
Product: COMM domain-containing protein 2
Source: RefSeq, a predicted model, not a curated record